AUGGGAAAACGCAAGCAACAACUGGGCGACGUCCCUAUGGACGGCACACAGCCGGAGGGCGACGAGUCCGACGAUGUAGGCGCGCCCCCCAAAACACCCGCAGUGUGCGACAUCUUACUGACACCAUGGGCACAGGACAUUAACAUGGUCAAUGUGGAUUUCGAAUGGUUCGAUCCGCAGCCUGCAGUCGACUUCCACGGCCUCAAGAACCUCCUCCGCCAGCUGCUCGAUGCCGACUCCCAGAUCUUCGACAUGUCCGCGCUGGCCGAUUUAAUCCUGUCGCAGCCAUUGCUGGGGUCGACGGUCAAAGUGGACGGCAACGAGUCAGAUCCGUAUGCAUUCUUGUCUGUAUUGAAUCUGCAGGAGCAUAAGGACAAACCCGUCGUCAAAGACCUGACCAACUACCUCAAAACCAAAGCCGCCUCCAACCCAUCCCUAUCCGCCCUCCAUCAACUCCUCUCCCAGACCCCGAUCCCGCCCAUCGGCCUCAUCCUAACCGAGCGCCUGAUCAACAUGCCGUCCGAGGUAAUCCCACCCAUGUACAACAUGCUGCUCGAGGAAAUCAGCUGGGCAAUCGAAGACAAGGAGCCAUACACUUUCUCGCACUACCUGAUCAUGUCCAAGACCUACGAGGAAAUUGAGUCGAAACUCGACAUGGAGGAGUCGCGCCCGCAGAAGAAAAAGAAGAAGGGCACCGACCAGCCCGAGCGCUUCUACUUCCAUCCGGAGGACGAGGUCCUCGAGCGGCAUGCGCUGUGCUCGGGGUCAAUCGAGUAUACGCACCAGCACGACGAGGGCCACUCGGACUCGAAGCGUGCAUUCCAGGAACUGGGAAUUAGCACGAACGGGAGCUUGGUCUUGAUUGAGGCGGCUAAGUUUGAGCCGGCUGUCAAGGCUGUUACUGAGUACCUGCAACCGUCGAUGUGA
This is a messenger RNA of Penicillium alfredii, 927 nucleotides long. Its product is annotated as protein-transporting protein BCP1. The transcript is spliced from 2 exons. The coding region runs from base 1 to 927 and encodes 308 amino acids. Lineage: Eukaryota; Fungi; Ascomycota; Eurotiomycetes; Eurotiales; Aspergillaceae. The record is from RefSeq and is a predicted model, not a curated record. Gene Ontology annotation, cellular component: nucleus.